Molecule: messenger RNA, 3099 nt
Organism: Olea europaea var. sylvestris
Lineage: Eukaryota; Viridiplantae; Streptophyta; Magnoliopsida; Lamiales; Oleaceae
Product: pentatricopeptide repeat-containing protein At3g53360, mitochondrial-like
Exons: 4
Coding region: 1138-2403 (421 amino acids)
Biological process (GO): RNA modification
Molecular function (GO): RNA binding; protein binding
Source: RefSeq, a predicted model, not a curated record
AAUUAAUCAUCUUUUGCCCUGUACGCCUGUGCCUACCCCCAACACACCGCGCUGCCUACACCACACAACGGUCACCAAAGCACCACUCCAUUUUUGGCAGAACAUCGGGUAAAAACCCCCCCAUUUUCUGCCAACUUUGGCAACUUGGUUCGCAGCCACACUCGAAUCAAUUGUUUUGACCAGCAGUGUCCAUUGUCUAUCUAGAUCGAAAACUAGAGUUUUGGAGUGGGAGAAAAUGAAUAUGAAGUGAGACAACGUAAAUAGAAAAAAUAUCAAAAGCAAAGAAGAAAACAAAUGUGGGUGAUGAUGAUUUUAAAUUGCAGUCGUAUGAACCGAAGGUCCUGGUUGGAAUUUUCUCAGAAUCUAAUGGAAAAUAUAUACAGUAGAGAGGAAGUGAAACAAAGGAAAUUUUUAGGGCUUCCUUUGGUUUCCUGACAAAAUGAUGAAAGGAUUGUGGCCUACGCUUAACUGUACCUGUAAGUAUGUGUAGCUGUAGAAUUCACACUCUGUAUCUUCAGAACAAACAAUCAAUUAAUGAUUACUUAAGUUCUUUAUGCAAGCAAAAGCUUUUCAUAGAGGCCCUUCGUUUGUUUGAUAGUUUAGAAAAGAAUCCAAAAUGCCAAGAUACUAACAGAAUGGUCUAGAAUUGGAAGAAGCCAUAAAUCUGUAUAUUCAAAUGCUACGGGCAGGUAUUAUGCUGGAUCAGUUCACAUUUGGAAGUAUAAUUAGAGCUUGUUCAAGUAUGAAUGAGGUUGAGUUGGGAAGGCAGUUGCAUGCCCAUGUAAUUAAAAUGGAAUUUGGUUCCAACCUUGUAGCCCAAAACACUCUUAUUGCAAUGCACACAAAGUUCGGUCAAAUUAAUGAGGCACACAUUGUGUUUUCUAGCAUCAAGUUAAGGGAUUUAAUUUCAUGGAGUUCAAUGAUUGCUGGGUUUUCACAACUAGGUUACGAGUUAGAAGCAUCGACGUGUUUUAAGGAAAUGCUAUGUCAUAGUACAUACCCGCCAAAUGAAUUUAUCUUUGGCAGUGUUUUUAGUGUGGUUAUCUUGGACAGCCUGAAUAUGGAAGACAGAUACAUGGAGUAAGUAUAAAAUUUGGUCAUGGAGGAGAUGUUUUUUCUGGUUGCUCCCUCACUGAUAUGUAUGGGAAAUGCGGUUUGUUAUGUUACUCAAAAACUGCCUUUAACCAGAUAGAAAAUCCUGAUGUAGUGUCUUGGAAGGCACUCAUUGCAGCCUUUGCAUAUGGUGGUGAUGCGAAUGAAUCCAUGUUGAAUUUUUCUCGGAUGAGAUAUCAGGAAUCGAGACCAGAUGAUAUCAUCGUUCGUUCUUUACUUAGUGCUUUCACAGAUCCAUUAACUCUCUGUCAAGGGAAACAAGUUCACACCUAUAUUAUGAAGACAGGAUUAGAUUUGGAUGUUCUAGUUUGUAAUACGAUAGUUUCAAUGUAUGCGAAUUGUUCAGAUUUUAAUGAUGUGAAUAAAAUGUUCAACAAGAUACAAAGCAAGGCUGAUCUAGUCUCUUGGAAUGUCAUGCUUACUGCAUGCGUGCAUCAUAAGAAGUCAGGAGAGGUUUUCUUGAUAUUAAGAAUGAUGAUGCUAACUCAUAAUAGGCCGGAUAAUAUUACUUUAACUAUUGUACUUGGAGUUUGUGGGAAAAUUGCCUCUUUAGUAAUGCGGCAUCAAGUUUAUUGCUCUGCCUUGAAAACCGGGAUAACUAUUGAUGUCUCUGUCAUGAAUGGAUUUAUCGACAUGUAUGUGAAAUGUGGAUCCCUAGAAAGUGCUAGAAAACUCUUUGACUGCAUGGAAAAUCCUGAUGUUUUCUCUUGGAGUUGUUUAAUUGUGGGAUAUGCUCAGUUUGGAUACGGAGAGGAAGCUCUAAAUCUAUUCACAAAAAUGAGGAGUUCGGGAGCUUGGCCAAACCAAGUGACAUUGGUUGGAGUUUUGACUGCGUGUAGUCAUGUUGGACUGGUGGAAGAAGGGUGGCAGUUGUUUAAUACAAUGGAAGAGGAGCACGGUGUAGUCCCCACAAGAGAGCAUUAUUCAUGUGUUGUUGACUUGCUUGCUCGAUUGGCUGCAUGUAAAACUCGAAAUAAUAUUGAAGUUGGAAAGCGGGCUGCAGAGAAUAUUCUGCAGAUUGACCCCUCUAAUUCUGCUGCUCAUGUGAUGCUCUGCAACAUAUAUGCUUCAACUGGUAGUUGGAAAGAUGUUGCCACAGUGAGGAGCUUGAUGAGACAAAAUGGCAUCAAGAAAGUUCCAGGUCAAAGCUGGAUUGAAAUCAAGGACAAUAGUCAUGUUUUCUCCGCAGAAGAUGGUUUCCAUCCUGAAAGAGACAGAAUAUACACUAUGCUGGAGGAAUUGUUGUGGUUGCAAAUGUUGGAUGCUGGUUAUGUUCCCCUGCGGGGGUAAGGUUUACCGGUGAACCAUGUUUUCUCUAAAUGAUUUUUGAUGCUUCAUUGUCCAAGGGAGAUCUCGAACAAUUAAAUCUAAGCAGGCUUCUCCAUCUUGCAUAGAGGAUACUUGCAAAUCUUGUUCUCCUGCAUCAAGAAGUUGCUCCCAUUUUUGAAUGAGAGAAACUUUGUUGAGACAAAGUCAAUAUGGACAGAGUGUGGAUGUGAAUGUGGUAUGCUGCAUUGCAACUUGCCCUCCCAGGCCCGAAAACAAUUAAAGCAGCUUUCAUGGUUUCUCUUCUUGUCUUGCAGCUUUUGAAUUGCAGAAAGAUCUCUCGGCAAAUGAUAAUCUUCAAGGAAACAUCUUUGUUAAGAGGAACAAUUUCGAAAUUCUCUUGAUAUUUAUCAAGAUGAACACACUUCCACAGCAAUCUCUGCUGCUGUGGGAUUGCCUGACGAAGCAAAAUGAAGCAAAAUUUCCUCUGCAACAUGAAUGCAUAAAAUUGUACAGUGAUUAUGGAUUUUUGUGUAAUUUAUUAUACAUCUCUAGUGAACUACUAUGUAUGAUUGAAAGCAUUUGGUCUGUAGAUAUUGUUUUGUCUGCUAUGGAAGGAAGGUGGCGACAAAACCACGGAGGCAUAGACAAUUGAACUAUUACCAUUGAGAGCUACUUAUUUUUGCAAUGCUAUAGUCAUGCAAAUUGAUUGAAUAUUCA